Mustela erminea (ermine) is the source of this 1120-nucleotide messenger RNA. RefSeq names its product testis expressed 30 (gene TEX30). The record is from RefSeq and is a predicted model, not a curated record. Lineage: Eukaryota; Metazoa; Chordata; Mammalia; Carnivora; Mustelidae.
GCUGGCGGGUGCGGCGAGGCGGCCCCUUCGAGCGCGGUAGUUUGUUCCUUGAGGAGAGGGAGGACGCUUAGGCGCUCUCGGCCACCUUCCCUUCCCGGGGAGAUGUCCUUUGCUUCUCAGAUGUAAUGCACUUUAAGUUUGUUAUUCAACAGUGAAAAUGAGUCAUACAGAGGUUAAAUUAAAAAUACCUUUUGGAAAUAAAUUACUAGAUGCUGUUUGUUUGGUACCUAACAAGAGCUUAACAUAUGGAAUAAUACUUACACAUGGAGCGUCAGGAGAUAUGAACCUUCCUCAUUUGAUGUCAUUGGCAUCCCAUCUUGCAUCUCAUGGGUUUUUUUGCCUGAGAUUUACCUGUAAAGGCCUUAAUAUUGUACAUAGAAUUAAGGCAUAUAAAUCAGUUUUGAAUUACCUAAAGACCUCAGGAGAAUACAAACUGGCAGGUGUUUUCCUUGGUGGUCGUUCAAUGGGCUCAAGAGCAGCUGCUUCUGUAAUAUGCCAUAUUGAGCCAGAUGAUGCUGAUGAUUUUGUUCGAGGUCUCAUUUGUAUUUCUUACCCACUGCACCAUCCAAAGCAGCAACAUAAACUUAGAGAUGAAGAUCUCUAUCGUAUAAAAGAUCCUGUAUUGUUUGUGUGCUCAGCGGAUGAAAUGUGUGAAAAGAACUUGUUGGAGAAAGUGGCACAGAAAAUGCAAGCUCCCAAUAAAAUCCACUGGAUUGAGAAGGCAAAUCAUUCCAUGGCAGUGAAAGGACGAUCAACAAAUGAUGUUUUCAAAGAAAUAAAUACACAGAUUUUGUUUUGGAUCCAGGAAAUCACUGAAAUGGACAAGAGAUAAUUGUAUCUAGCUACAAACUACAUUAUUUUUAAUACAAAUACAGUUCAUUUGAUAAAGAACAGCAUACCUCUCAGCAUUUUGAGAUAUUUCAGAUGAAGUUAAUGUUCUUUAAUGUUUCCCCCAUUUUUAAAACACAUUUUAAUUGUGAAAUUAAUGUCCUUUAUAAAAUGUCUUUUGAAAGCACUGUUAUAGUUGUAUAAAGAUGAUGUACAAAUAUUGAAGUGGUCUAAAUAUAAUUUAUUUUCAUUAAUAUAGUUUAAGUUUUGAAAAAAAAUUAAACAUUUGAAU